Molecule: messenger RNA, 2080 nt
Organism: Erigeron canadensis
Lineage: Eukaryota; Viridiplantae; Streptophyta; Magnoliopsida; Asterales; Asteraceae
Product: protein IQ-DOMAIN 31-like
Exons: 7
Coding region: 92-1744 (550 amino acids)
Molecular function (GO): protein binding
Source: RefSeq, a predicted model, not a curated record
CACACACACACACACACACACACACAUGUGUGUGUAUGUUUGGUCACUAAUACCUUGUAGUUUUCCAGAGAUUUGAAGGCUUUUGUCAACUAUGGGGAAGUCUCCCGGAAAGUGGAUCAAGACUGUGAUUUUUGGGAAAAAGUCGUCGAGAUCUAAUCUCUCUAAAGAUGCUACUGUAGACAAAAAGACACGUGUCACUGCCAAGGCACCAUCAAAGCAUUUUGAUGACAAUGCUAUGGUGAUUUCAAGCCCAGUGCCUCCUGUUAUGCAUGACAGUGGAGAACGCACUGAAUUAAAAAAGACCUCCAGUGCCAACCUAACAAGCGAUAUAGUUGAAAUUGUGACAAGUCCCGUGGGAUUGAAUACUGUAAAUGAAGACGAGUUAAGAAGACUAGAGCAAGCUGCCAUAACGACACAGGCAGCUUUCAGGGGCUACAUGGCUCGUCGGGCAUUUUGCGCUCUCAAGGGCAUCAUAAAGCUGCAAGCCCAAGUUCGUGGUCGAUUGGUUAGAAGACAGGCUGUUGCUACCUUGAGUUGCAUGCGUGUAAUUGUUGAGUUUCAGGCAAUCGCUCGUGGCCGAAGGGUCAGACUUUCUGGUGAUAGCUGUCACGUGCUUCAAAAAAACACUCAAAGAGAACAUAAACACGCAGAUUUGCUUAAAACAUCUCUUCAAUCAGAAAAGUUAUCAACAAAUGCAUUUGGCACUAAGCUUGUUGCUUCAUCUGGUACUACCACUCCCUUAAGCAUCCAAUAUGAUCCAGUUGACUCAAAUUCAGUGAGAAAAUGGCUAGAGCGUUGGUCAUCUUCCCACUUUUGGGAGCCAGUUCCCCUCCCUAAAAAAGUUCCUGAUUCAAAGCCUAAACGAAAGCCGAUAAAGUUGCAAUCUGAAGAAGCAGAACUUGGGAGGCCAAAGAGAAGUGUCCGUCGAGUUUCUGGAGCAAAUCUGGAGGGUAAUACGGCAAAUCCCUCUGAAAAUGAAAAACCAAAGCCUACUUUCAGGAAGGUGUCUAGUCACCAAAUAGAGUCACCUCAGGAGCAAUCUCAUAGUGAACUCGAGAAGGUGAAACACAACCUAAGGAAAAUUUCAGUAUCAACCUCCCGGCCUUCAGAAAAGUCAGAAAGUGCAAAUGUUAAGUCUUCAAAUGUUGAUGCUUCUGAACAGGAUAGGGAGCCUUUUGAAAAAGUAAACAAUUUAAUUGGUGUAAUGACUGAAGCGCCCGAGCCUGAAGCACUUCCUGUUCAAACUCGAGAGGAGGAUACAGUUAAACCACAAGAUGCUUUGCAAAAUGAUCACCAUCUUGUUGACCCAUCAACUGUAGAAACCAAUGUGAAGGCUGAGACCAUGUCUAAUCUGCCAUUAGAUUAUCCGCCAUUAGAUUUGGAGAUAAAUGGCAAGGAAGAUAAUUCUAAAGAAAAUCAGAAAACAAGGAGGAGAAAGUCUUUUCCAGCAAAACAGGAGCCUCCUGAGAGUGUACUGCAAACCGCACCCACUUUACCAAGCUAUAUGGCAGCAACUGAAUCGGCUAAGGCCAAACUUAGAGCACAGGCAGUGGCCAAAGCAGCAGAAGAUGGAGUUGAAAAUGGUUUCAUCAGACGGCAUUCUCUGCCAUCUUCCACUGGCAAACUGAGCUUGCAGUCGCCUCGAGCUCAGAAGCCUUUACAAGGCAAUGCCAAAGGAUGGACUAGAAGUAACAAAUCCCAGAUAUCUGCUAGAGACGAUAAGAUUACUGGCUGGAAGAGGUGAAUGGUGGAAUUUAGCGAAGAGUUGGAGUGGUGAGGUUAGACCAUGUCACGCAGCUUCUCUAGGUGUCUUUUUGUGCAAACUCGUGUUGUGGUACAUUAUUAGACGUUUUCGGUAAAGGUACAUUAUUAGAUGUUAAGAAAUAACUUAUAGGCUUUUAGCGGGUUGUUUCGUCUAUUUUCUUCCGCCUUUCAAGUGUCAUUAGCAAAUGUCUGAAUGUAUAGUGAUGGACCCACAGUUUGUUUUGGAGAGCUAGUUGAAAAUCAUUGAUGUAUUUCAUUUAUUUGGUUUUAACAUUAUGGAUGUGGGAUAUAAUACAUAGCUGACUAUUAGGACCUA